AUGCAAUUCAUCAACCACAGCCAUCAAAACCCAACCUCUUUUGUGCUCAUAGGAAUUCCUGGUCUGGAGGCAUCCCAAUUUUGGAUCGCAUUUCCCUUCUGUUCUAUAUAUGCCUUAGCAGUGCUGGGCAACAUGGUGGUGCUGCUAGUGAUACGUUCAGAGCCUGCACUGCAUCAGCCCAUGUACUUUUUCCUGUGCAUGCUGUCCAUGAUUGACCUGGUGAUCUGCACCUCCACAGUGCCCAAGCUCCUUGCAGUCUUCUGGGCAAAUGCUGCUGAGAUCGCCUUUGAGGCCUGUGCUACCCAGAUGUUCUUCAUCCAUGGCUUCUCAGCUGUAGAAUCUGGUAUCCUGCUAGCAAUGGCCAUCGAUCGCUACUUGGCCAUCUGCCGGCCACUGCACUAUGGGUCUUUACUGCCCCCAGAGGCUGUGGGAAAGUUGGGGGUUGCAGCUGUGUUUCGAGGCUUGGGACUUAUGACCCCACUCACCUGCCUACUGGCGAAGCUGAGCUAUUGCAGUCGAGUGGUGGCCCACUCCUACUGUGAGCAUAUGGCUGUGGUGAAGCUGGCUUGUGGGGGCACACGGCCCAACAACAUCUACGGCAUCACUGCAGCCACACUGGUGGUAGGCACUGACUCCAUUUGCAUUGCAGUCUCCUAUGCACUCAUCCUCCGGGCCGUGUUAGGCCUCUCCUCAAAGGAAGCGAGGGCUAAGACCUUUGGUACUUGUGGCUCCCACCUGGGUGUCAUUCUUCUCUUCUAUACCCCAGGACUCUUCUCGUUCUACACACAGCGUUUCGGUCAGCACGUGCCUCGGCAUGUCCACAUCCUCCUGGCUGACCUGUACCUGGUGGUUCCACCUAUGCUUAACCCCAUCAUCUAUGGCAUGAAAACCAAGCAAAUCCGGGAUGGGGCCUUCCGACUGCUGAAGCGGGGCGUGGCUCAGUCAUAA
Condylura cristata (star-nosed mole) is the source of this 948-nucleotide messenger RNA. Its product is annotated as putative olfactory receptor 52P1. NCBI's taxonomy places the organism in Eukaryota, Metazoa, Chordata, Mammalia, Eulipotyphla, Talpidae. Gene Ontology annotation, biological process: G protein-coupled receptor signaling pathway. Gene Ontology annotation, molecular function: olfactory receptor activity; G protein-coupled receptor activity. Gene Ontology annotation, cellular component: membrane. The transcript has a single exon. The coding region runs from base 1 to 948 and encodes 315 amino acids. The record is from RefSeq and is a predicted model, not a curated record.